Molecule: messenger RNA, 657 nt
Organism: Hydatigera taeniaeformis
Lineage: Eukaryota; Metazoa; Platyhelminthes; Cestoda; Cyclophyllidea; Taeniidae
Source: the annotation of a GenBank genome assembly
UCGGUGUUGAAUGCCGCGGUUCAAUUGGAGGACAACCAAAUAAAUGAAUAUACUGUAGUUAAACACACUUGUACCUACUGUGAUCGUGCCUACAAAACUACUGGUAAAUUCUCUUGUUUAAAUGUGGAAUUUGUAUUGAGUCGUAAAUUUGGCUUCUACCUCAUCUACGCCUAUCUGCCGUCGUUGUUGGUGGUGCUGAUUGCGUGGAUGUCCUUCCUCAUUGACUGUGAGGCGACAGCUGCAAGAACCUCGCUCGGUUUACUCACUGUUCUCUCCUUAAUCACACAAAGUGCGGCUGUACUGUCUCAACUACCUCGUGUGUCCUACAUCAAAGCCAUUGACAUAUGGUUCUUCACGUGUUUCUCCUUUGUUGUUGGAGCCCUGUUGGAAUUUGCUUUUGUCAACACAGCCAGUCGAAAGGAGGCUAAAAUGCACGAAACACCAAAAACUCCCGCUUCCGACUUCUCGGAGGUGGACAAUACAACAAGCGCCUCCUUGAGUGCGCGAACGAGGAUGUCGGGACGAUUGUCGAAUCGAACAAAUGUUCACUGUCUCACGGCUCGAUGUUUGGAUCGAGUGUCGGCAAUUGUGUAUCCUCUUUGUUUCCUUCUCUUCAACAUUAUCUACUGGUCUAUCUACCUCCACCAAUCCACCUAG